AUGACAAAUCCUAUUGAUUCAAAUCUUUGUCUUGAUCCAUCAAUCACUUUUAAUCGAAUGUUUGUCAUUCAUAUGUAUUCACUUAAAAAAGAUUUAACAUUUCCAGAGAAUUGGUUUUAUCCUACUCUUCCUCAAACAGAAUAUAAAUCAUGGGGCUACCAAAAGUAUCUUGACUUUGGAGUGUUUGAAAAGAAUGAUAAGUCGUUAAAGAUGUAUAUGAACACUAGUGGUGCUCCUCAAUAUGCAUUUCCAAAUGGCAACCAAGAUCAAUUGUUCCAAUUCCUAUUAAUGACCGAUUGGACUCUACUCUAUGAUGAAAUGCAUGAUUAUGGUGACAUUUCAAGAGAAGAUUCAAUCAAAGUCUAUAAAAGAACAAAAAGAAUCAUAAUGACAAAUGAAUUACCAUUAGAUCCAACACCUUUGGAUAAAUGUACUCAUUUCAUUGUCAACAAAAUCAAAGAGAAAUCUCCAUCCGCGUAUAUGGAAAAUUUGGUUUUAAAUCUAAUGAUUGGUUGGAUUGAUGUUGGUACUGCUCAUUUAGAUUUAAGUAGAAUGAAAGAGGUCCCAUCUUUAUCGGUUGUUGAUUAUUUAAGAACUACAAAUAUUGCGAUUGAACUAUGUAUAAUGACAAUUAUCCAUUCUCAAGGAUACAAUGAAUCACUAUUAUUUUCAGACCCUUCAUGGAAAGAAUUAACAAAAUCAAUAGCCCAGAUUGUUUAUCAUUUGAAUGAUAUUGUAUCUUGGGAGGUCGAGAAAAUGCAAAGUGGAACUUGUAAUGCAAUGUCGAUAAAAAUUCACAAUGGAAUGACACCUCAACAAGCAUAUCUCUCAAUCAUUCAAGAUAUUGACAAUUUAGUAAAAUACUGUCUGGAGCUGGAAGGUGAACUUGGUAUUCGAUUUCCAAAUUUAAAUUGUUUGGAAAAAUGUAUUAAAUCUGCCUAUUAUUGUGCAACAGGAAUAUUUUGUUGGUCAUUGACAUCAGAGAGAUACAAAACAAAAGAUUCUAUAUUUAAAGAAUUGGUAUCAACCAAUGAACAAGUUGCUAGAAGUUUUGGAGAUUUAUAA
Molecule: messenger RNA, 1065 nt
Organism: Cavenderia fasciculata
Lineage: Eukaryota; Evosea; Eumycetozoa; Acytosteliales; Cavenderiaceae
Exons: 3
Coding region: 1-1065 (354 amino acids)
Molecular function (GO): terpene synthase activity
Source: RefSeq, a predicted model, not a curated record